CCGCUCAUCCAAACAAGUCCUUAUAGUUAAUUCAUUUUUCUCUGCAAAACCUUCGUUUCGAAGAAGCUCCUUUUGUCAUUCUUCUUCUUCUCUUCUUCUUUCACACUCUCUCUGUUCCCUUCUUCUGCUUCACGAACCAUCGAGAAUUUCAAAACGCGUCUUCAUUUCCGCGUUUGGAUCAAACACUUUUGAUCUCUCUGCGAGUUUUCACACAAUGCCGCUUCUUUGAAUCUUCACCGAAUCAGAGCAAACGAGAUUUGAACACUAUCGCCGAUAAUAAUCGUUUUUUUCAACGAAUGGGGUCGAUACCGUCAACGCCGCGUAGAGGCAGUGAAUUCUCGCCGGAGACGGUGGAGUAUCUGAUCGGGACUUUUGUUGGCGAUGAGUCCUUUCCUUUCUCGUCGGAGUUUUGGCAGAAAUUGUUGGAGCUUCCUCUCAAUGUUCAGUGGCCUGCUGAACGUGUUCAACAAGCUUGUGAGCUAUUAGCCAAAAACAAUUGUCACACCAGGCAUCUUGCAAAGCUUUUGUUCCAUCUAGCGUGCUACUUGCAAGAAUUCAUGUCUACUUCUGGUGUGCCACCCUUGGUUUAUGAAAAAGCUGCUAAUGCAGUGUAUAUCAGUUCCAUGUUUUUGAAGCACCUGAUUGAAAAUGGCUUCCAGUUAUACCUUUCUUUCGAUGGUGAUGAAGCUGUACUGAAGGGUGUUUUGGGAGAUCAAACCAUUGAAAAUCUCCUAAUGCGGAAUGUGCUGAACUUUAUAGUAUCAGUAGAAGUGAGUCCCAACACAUUUCUUCUACAUCUAGAGCUGCUUAAUUUCAUGAUUAUUGCAAUGUCAACUCAGCUUCUCUGUGGACCAUCUCCUGGACCAAAUGAUGUGAACCCAUUUCUUGAUGCCGCAAUGGCUCAGGACAGCUCUCUGGUUGGGUUAGUUGUCCGCAAAUUACUUCUAAGUUUCAUUAUCCGCCCUAAGGUUCCAUUCAAUAGGGCACCUUAUCCCAUCUUUUAUGACGAAAGUCAGAGUAGUGUUCUGCAGAGAGUUGGUUCUGCAGCUGCAAAUAUUGUUUUAUUGCCAUUCAGUUAUUUGGUCAGUUCAAGCGGCGGAGGGUCAAGAAAUCCUAUAGCGGAUAGCAGUCUUGAUGUGCUUCUUGUUCUCAUUCAUUAUCAUAAAUGUGCUGUGAGUGAAGACUACUCUUCCAUUGAGAAUAAAAAGUCUUCAGCUUCAGAUUUAUUACUCAAAGAAAAUCCUCAUUUUUCCGACAACCCUUACUGCAAAGCCUUAGAGCAUGCAAUUGACUGUGAAUUGGAUCGUGUAGACGUUGAAGGCAAUGCGCACAGUGGUCAACACAUAAAGUUACCUUUUGCUUCUUUGUUUGAUACACUUGGCACGUGCUUAACUGAUGAGACAGCGGUCCUACUGCUUUACUCGUUGUUGCAAGGAAAUUCUUCCUUUUUGGAGUAUGUCUUGGUGCGGACUGAUAUGGAUACUUUGUUAAUGCCGAUUCUGGAAGCUCUAUAUAAUGCUCCAACAAGAACAGCUAAUCAAAUAUAUAUGCUGCUGAUUGUAUGUCUUAUACUUAGUCAAGACUCUUCUUUCAAUGCAAGCAUUCAUAAGUUGAUAUUGACAGGUGUUCCAUGGUACAAAGAACGUCUUCUCCACCAGACCUCUCUUGGUUCUCUUAUGGUCGUAAUUCUUAUCAGAACUGUACAGUAUAAUUUGUCUAAACUACGGGAUGUAUAUCUCCACACAACAUGUCUGGCAACUUUGGCUAACAUGGCACCUCAUAUCCAUCGAUUGAGUGCAUAUGCAUCUCAAAGACUAGUUAGCCUUUUUGAUAUGCUUUCACGCAAGUAUAACAAAUUAGCUGAUCGCAGAGAUAAUAAGCUUCACAUUGCAAAAGGCAGUUCAAUUGAAGGAAACAGCUUUGUAGAAGAUGUGUCAACUGAAUUGCAAAUUUAUACUGACUUCUUGAGGCUUGUACUAGAAAUAAUAAAUGCAAUCCUGACUUAUGCACUGCCUCGGAAUCCAGAGGUAGUGUAUGCAGUAAUGCACAGACAGGAAGUCUUUCAGCCAUACAAGAGUCACCCACGCUUCCAUGAACUGCUUGAAAACAUUUACACCGUAUUAGAUUUUUUCAAUACUCGUAUGGAUGCUCAAAGAGUGGAUGGUGACUGGUCAGUCGAUGAAGUGCUCCAAGUGAUAAUUGUCAAUUGUCGUUCUUGGAGGGGUGAUGGGAUGAAGAUGUUUACUCAACUGCGCUUCAUGUAUGAACAAGAGAGCCAUCCAGAGGAGUUUUUUAUCCCAUAUGUGUGGCAGCUUGUACUAUCCCAUUGUGGAUUUACAUUCAACACAGAAGCCAUCAAUUUGUUUCCAGUUGAUCUACACUCAGGAAAACUUGAAAAUGGGGUGGUGGAAAGCACACUCCUAAAUGGUGAUUUUGACAAGGCUGAGUAUCAGCUUGAUCCAUAGAUGCUUGUAUUAUUAGUACAAACGUGGCUGCCAAAUAUAAUAGCUAUUUGUACAUAUGAAGUAGCUGAUAAGAUUUCUGACAUUCUUUAAAAAAAUAGAUGCUAUGAUGUGUAUUGUUCUGUCAUUCUUUCUGUUCAUAUAAUAUGUGAGUGUAGAGAUUCAUUCCUUUAGAUGAAAAUGAGAUAUCCAUGUAUUGAAUAAGUGUUGACAUUAGUGUUCAUGCUAAUACCAAUUACAUGGGUUUUGUA
Messenger RNA from Lathyrus oleraceus (garden pea), 2713 nucleotides. RefSeq lists its product as uncharacterized. The record is from RefSeq and is a predicted model, not a curated record. The transcript is spliced from 18 exons. Gene Ontology annotation, cellular component: Golgi apparatus. Lineage: Eukaryota; Viridiplantae; Streptophyta; Magnoliopsida; Fabales; Fabaceae. Bases 297 to 2465 code for a protein of 722 amino acids. Gene Ontology annotation, biological process: Golgi organization.